AUGGGGAGAACAGUCGUUCGAAGUACUCAUGUUGUUCGCAGUAGUUCAAGUUCUUCGGGUGAUCGCACAUGGAUAGUUGCAGUUAUUUUCGCAUGCAUUGCAUUACUUUUUGUAAUUCUGGCUGUUGCUUUACCUGGUUGGAAUGGACGUCAUUUGUUGAAAAAUUGUACUUCGACUUGUUUGAGCACUACAGUGUUGUCGUUCAUCGCGAUGUUUCUGAUUUUCUUGGGAAUCAUUGCAACUAUACUUUUCGCGUUACGAUUAAUCACAAGUUUCUCUAGUGCAAUCAAUACAUCCGCAGUGAUUCUUCUUACACUUGCGGGAAUAUUCAUUGUUGCUGCUUAUGUUAGUUACAAUCGUCAUGAUCCAAAUCACUACAGUUAUUAUUUGAUGGUUACAGCGGGUAUUUUCACCUUUGUUUCAUCGAUCCUCACGGCAUUUUGGCUUGGACGUAAUUGGCAUAGCGUUUGA
This is a messenger RNA of Adineta ricciae, 471 nucleotides long. NCBI's taxonomy places the organism in Eukaryota, Metazoa, Rotifera, Eurotatoria, Adinetida, Adinetidae. The record is from the annotation of a GenBank genome assembly.